AUGAAGAUACUUUGUGUGGCGGAAAAACCGUCAAUAUCAAAGGCCGUCUCACAAGUAUUGAGUGGUGGUAAUAUAAGAACUCGAAAUUCGAAGAAUAAAUACAUUAAAAAUUAUGAUUUCAAAUUUGAUUUUCCUGGUUAUGGGUUAUGUGAUGUGACAAUGACCGCCGUUAUGGGCCAUAUUACAAACAUGGACUUUCCAAAUACUUUCAGUUGGGGGAAAUGUAACCCCGGAAGGCUUUUUGAUGCCCCACUAAUAGACGUUAUAUCCAAUAAAGACGUGUACAAUAAUAUAAGUAAUGAAGCGAGAUCAGCGUCUAAAUUAAUGAUAUGGACAGAUUGCGAUAGAGAGGGAGAGUUUAUAGGGCAUGAAAUAUUUUUGGCUGCAUAUCAAGGAAAUAAUUCUAUUAAAGUUGAAGAUAUAUGGCGAAGUCAAUUUUCACAUUUAGAAAGAUCGCAUGUAAUACAUGCGGCGAAGAACCCAGUUAGACUCGAUAUGAAUUCAGUUUAUGCCGUGAGUUGUAGGAUGGAGAUUGACCUACGGGUAGGGGCUAGUUUUACGAGGUUUCUUACUGAAUUAUUCAGACGUUCACAAGUGAUAAAAAUGGAAAAGGGUAGUUUCAUAUCGUAUGGAACAUGCCAAUUCCCAACUUUGGGUUUUAUUGUUGAUAGAUAUAAUAGAGUCAAAAGUUUCAUACCCGAAGACUUUUGGUAUAUAAGUGUGGUCAUAAAUAAAGGAAACCAAACGGUCCCAUUUUCUUGGACUAAACAUCACUUAUUUGAUCGGUUCUACGUCACACUAUUAUACCAAAAUUGUCUAGAGAACCCCGAAGGUAAAAUAUCAAGUCUUAUCAAGAAACCCACAAAGAAUUGGAGACCAUUGCCGUUAACAACCGUGGCGUUACAGAAAGACUGUUCUAGCUUAUUUAAAAUGAGUGCGAAGCGGGCAUUGGAUGCUGCAGAAAAACUAUACAACAAGGGUUUCCUUUCGUAUCCAAGAACUGAAACUGAUAGGUUUCCGGCAACAAUGGACUUAAAAAUUAUAAUAGAUAAACAAAAACAAGAUAGAAGAUGGGGUUCUUAUGCAUCGACGUUGUUAGACGAAAAGUUCAAGACACCGCGAGCAGGUAAUAACGACGAUAAAGCGCAUCCACCAAUUCACCCGGUAAAUUAUGUAAAUAUUGACUCGUUAGAUAAGCCAGACGAGAAAAAGGUCUAUGAAUACGUGGUUAGGAGGUAUUUGGCGUGUUGUUCAGAUGACGCAAAGGGUGAGCAAACCACCGCAACAUUACAAUGGGGUAAUGAAACAUUCACGGCUAGUGGACUAACCGUCAUUGAAAGAAAUUAUUUGGACAUUUACCCAUAUCGUUCGUGGGAAUCUACGAGACAAUUACCUCCGUUCACAGAUGGGGAAGUAAUUAGAAUUUCAAAGAGCGAAAUGAAAGAGGGCAGAACUGCUGCCCCCCAACAUAUGACCGAACCAGAAUUAAUUGCUUUAAUGGAUGCUAAUGGUAUAGGCACUGAUGCGACCAUUGCAGAACACAUUGAUAAAGUCCUUACCAGAGGGUACAUAGUCAAGAUACGACAAUCGACCACAGAAUAUAUCAUCCCAUCAGAGCUCGGCAUGGGACUUAUUGAAGGGUUUAGCAAAAUGGAAUUUGAAAACAUAUCACUCUCUAAGCCAUUCUUAAGAAAAAAGCUAGAGAAUUCGCUUCAAGAAAUUGUCGAUGGUAGGCGUUCCAAACAAAAUGUUUUACAAGAAAUUGUUCAACUAUACAAACAAGCAUAUGGCCUUAGUGUUCAAAAUGGGAACACCCUUGUCCAAGCAUGCCAGCAGAUUAUCAAUGCUAAUAGCCAAAGUGAUCAAAAUAGGUAG
This is a messenger RNA of Debaryomyces fabryi, 1875 nucleotides long. RefSeq names its product DNA topoisomerase 3. Gene Ontology annotation, cellular component: nucleus. Gene Ontology annotation, biological process: DNA topological change. The coding region runs from base 1 to 1875 and encodes 624 amino acids. Gene Ontology annotation, molecular function: DNA binding; DNA topoisomerase type I (single strand cut, ATP-independent) activity. The transcript has a single exon. NCBI's taxonomy places the organism in Eukaryota, Fungi, Ascomycota, Pichiomycetes, Serinales, Debaryomycetaceae. The record is from RefSeq and is a predicted model, not a curated record.